AUGGACGACGUCCCAUCCACCGCAAAAUGGGCAAACCGCAUGCUGCGCCCACUGACAUCCAUCUAUCGUCGACUCGAGAAGCAUCACGAAACCUUGGCGAUUAUCGCGGCGGAAUCCAGGAUAGCCGAUCAAGAAGACAAUUCCGACGAGAAAGAGUUGGACCUGCUCAAGGCGACGAGUGCCCCGGAAGCUUACUCAGGGUCAGACGCCGACGAAGAUGAUCCAGUCUGGAUUCCAGGGAAGAGGCCCGCUCAGCGCCGAGUUCGACAUAGAUAUUAUGGGCGAGAAGAAAGUAAGGCUGGGAAAAAGCGCGCAAGGGUGUUAGUGCACAGCCCGGAAACAUCUCGUGUUCUCCCCGGCGCAAUUGAGGUCGCAACGCCGUUGAUCACUGGAAGACGAUGGGAAAUACCGUCCAGCGCUCGUUCACAGCCACCGGUACGACAGAAUCGAUCGGCGCAGAACCAGGAACAGCAGGCGUUUCGUGAUCGGUACUCUCUACAUAAGAGUCCAUGGCAGGAACUGCUCGAUCAGUCUGGUGAUACCGGGUUUGCCGAUAUUGCACAUAAUCUUGAUCGAAUCCUUCAGAACUUCUUAUCCAAUACUCGACUAUCCGGGCGUGAAAAUAAAGAUGCAUCUGUUAAACCCAGGAUGGGCGCACGUUCCCUGCUAUCCACGGUGUUAAGACGCCUGCCGAAGUUCAUCGAAAAGGAACAGGAAGAGCAGGAUGAACUUGAUAAGGACGCGCACGAGGACAUGUGUGAUGCGUAUCUCACCGAGCUCGAGACUUUCUACGCAUCGCAUGGGAGGGGAUGGAGGCCAUUGAGGGAGGCAGUCCGCGCGCAAGGAAUCCAUCUGGUUUCAACAAUGAUAGAAAACAAAUGGUUGACGGACCCAAUUGCAUGUGCACUGAUUGAAAAGUGUCGGUAUAGCGAGUUGGACGCAUUUGAGUCGCUUCUUUCAACACUUCUUUCCGAGCGCUCGACUCAUCCCUUUCCUCAAGCACUAAACCCGUCCUCCGACCAUAGCUCUCUCGGUGAGCCCUUGCGACUUUUACACAGAUAUGCUUCCCACGAUCCAUCCCACCGGUCAUAUGUUUUCCACGAACUUGCAAAACUUCUUAGUCGUGGCGUGCUACAUCCGGAGUGGAUGGCAACUAAGCCAUGGACUCACUGGAUGACCCGGGCAACGAUAUCAUUCUCCAGGGAGGAUGGUGAUAGCACCGCAGCCUCGAUUCUCAUCGAGACUGUGCUCGUCUCUGCAUGCGACAUCCUCUUUGCCGAUACUUCUGAACGCCUUGGACAAAAGCGUGCGACCAAACAUCACGAUGGCAGAUCUGCACGAACCUCGUCAGCAGUACAUACAAACUCCGCAGGCAUAGAGCGGAGAUGUCCCUUGCCAGUGGAAGAUGCGUUAAGCAACCAGGUAACAAGUCUUCUUGCGGCACUUUGUGGCAUGCACAUAUCACGGUCUCGAGAGUUUGACAAUAUCAAGGAUUCAGAUGGCACUCAAGCCGGCCACACUAUUAAUCGGGUUCUAUCUGCUGUGAAGAGAGAAAUGAACGCCUGCCCACUAUCCGAUGCUUUUAUUCUUUCAUCACAUCACCUGUUAAGGCGCGGUUGCAUUCUGUUAGCUGGUUCGCUUUUGCAGUGUAACGAUACAGUGUUAGCAGGCCAUACUGAGCCUGUGGUCAAAUCAUCCGCGAGAGUUGAAGAAUAUUCAAAUCUUUUGGCAUCACGCUCUGACCUGAUCAAAGAGCUCGCAUUAUUCGUACGACAAUCAUUCCGUUGUUUUGGCAGUACAUCGAGUGAGGAGGAAAAUACGUUAAUGGCCAGUGAAACUCGACGCAUCGUGUCAAGACUUCCAUACUUGACAGAGGGCUCGGGUUUGGCCAUGUUUUUAAGCCGGGUUGCCGUUGAGGCUGCCAUGGAAUUUGCCGAGGCGACUGGGGAGCCGGACGAUCAUCUUUGGGCCGUUGAGAUUCAAGAGACAGCUAUGACUCUUCGGAAACAAAGGGAGACAAGCUCUGGGUCGGCCAGUGAAGCAGAUAUCCCAAGUAAGCCAAGUGGCUUGUUUCGUUGGGAAGAUAGUAUUGGUGAGUGGGUUGCUCGCACACCUGCUGUCAAGCCGACGAACGCAACUAUUGGAAGGAAGCGACGAGCCACCGAGUUAUCUCCACAAGUGCCGUGCAUUCCUUGUUCAACCGAUAGCAGUUGCCUUGAGUCAGACUCUUUCGAAAAAUUACCCUCGAGCGUUACUUCGUCUCCAUCGUCUCUUGGCACAGAGCGGAACUUGGAGGUCGUUGAUACCUCACCCAUUCGACCGGCCAAACGACGACGUACCGCUCCAAUGGUUGUCGUGGAUCAGGCUGAGGUCUGCAUAAGCGAUUCAAGCUCUGAGAGAUGUGCAUCGAGGUCCCCAUCUUUAGAGCCAUUUAUGUCGCAUCGCCGCAUUCUACGAGACAUGCCAAAUCGCAUGCCGGAUAGGACAUCUCCUAUCAAAUCCAAGCCCGCGUCCAAAAUUGAGGUUGUCAUUCUUAAUAACCGACUCUCUCGUCCUGCCCCUGUGCGACCAUCGGUGACAAUUGGAAAAAGGGUACAUCGACCAAUGGAUCAACGGCGACAAUCUACGCGAAAGUUGGUUUCUCGAGCUACCCCAAUCAUAGCCACUCGGCGAAAGUCUGUCAUCCCUUGCUCCCAGGAGGAUAGCGAGGACGAGCUUAGUUUCAUGUAA
This is a messenger RNA of Penicillium malachiteum, 2730 nucleotides long. RefSeq lists its product as uncharacterized. Lineage: Eukaryota; Fungi; Ascomycota; Eurotiomycetes; Eurotiales; Aspergillaceae. The transcript has a single exon. The record is from RefSeq and is a predicted model, not a curated record. The coding region runs from base 1 to 2730 and encodes 909 amino acids.